Messenger RNA from Marasmius oreades (fairy-ring Marasmius), 1051 nucleotides. RefSeq lists its product as uncharacterized. Lineage: Eukaryota; Fungi; Basidiomycota; Agaricomycetes; Agaricales; Marasmiaceae. The record is from RefSeq and is a predicted model, not a curated record. Gene Ontology annotation, biological process: negative regulation of programmed cell death; negative regulation of glycolytic process; regulation of pentose-phosphate shunt. Gene Ontology annotation, molecular function: fructose-2,6-bisphosphate 2-phosphatase activity. The coding region runs from base 174 to 959 and encodes 261 amino acids. The transcript is spliced from 3 exons. Gene Ontology annotation, cellular component: cytosol.
GUUCGCUGUUGGCAUCAUACGCAAUUGGCCGUGGACUGGUAUCGAUACCAUGGAUAGUGACAACCUCAUUUCUUUCGCACUGCCCAUCACCCUCGUUCUACAUUUACCAUAUAAAAUCGAUACCGACGUUGCGCCUUCCUUCUCAAUCGUGUCUCCUUUUCCCUGCCUUUCCGAUGCCUUCCGCACGGCUUUAUAUUAUCCGCCAUGGGGAAACAGAUGAGAACCGUUCUGAAAUAAUUCAAGGACAUAAAGACACGCAGCUAAAUGUAGCAGGGUUAUCGCAGGCUUCGGUGGUGGCGAAUACGAUGGAGAAGAUACCCUUGACGGAAGUAUGGUCUAGUGAUCUUCAGCGAGCGGUCAAGACUGCGCAGAUCAUAAUCGAAAAACAUCCAGGAUUAGAAAUUUCUACGUCGAAAGCGCUUAGAGAGAGACACCUUGGAGUUCUGGAAGGCAAGCAUUUUGCGGCGAGAAGCAAAGUGUUAGCGACAUUCCCUGGAGGAGUCGACCCCUCGGCAGAACGAGUAGAGGCGAUGGAGAAGCGGGUGAUGUAUUGGUGGGACACUGAGGUCCUCGGGUUGAUGUCGAAGCCUGUUCCGCCUCCCGUCGCUCUCGUCAACGAUAACGGCAUCGUUCACGAACACGAUAAGUAUACCCACGACCCAUCCAAUGUUCAUCAUGUCCUCGUCGUGUCUCAUGGGGGUUUCAUCGGAUCACUGGUGCGGAAGUUGGUGGAGACGGGGCGCAUCCAGAGUUUACGCAAGACACCGAUGCGCGGUUCAAACUGGGUGUGCCAUAAUACCUCAAUUACCACAAUAGAUGUCGGUGAAGACGGAAAGGGAACGUUGGUCAAGUACGCGGAUAUCGCGCACAUGUUGGAAGCCGUGAAGGAGGGCAAAGUGGCGACGCGUAAUGCAGAUGUACCGCAGGAAGCUAUGAACGCAGUUUCGGGUCGCCAUUGAUUGGAAUUAAACAUAGAUGCAAGAGCGUACUUAGAGAACCUGCAUAGCUUAGGUCGAAUAAUGAGGGAAAUGUUUAUUUUUUCAAGUUUGCC